Messenger RNA from Spirometra erinaceieuropaei, 1377 nucleotides. Lineage: Eukaryota; Metazoa; Platyhelminthes; Cestoda; Diphyllobothriidea; Diphyllobothriidae. The record is from the annotation of a GenBank genome assembly.
AUGCAACUGACCUCCGCCGAGCAUUGUAGACUGGAUAAGAAAGGUAUCUCAAUUCGCUCAUUCUUCUCUCACAUCAUCACUUACCUGUGACAGUCAACCUAACCGCCUCCGGGCGGUUGGUGCUGAGACAGAGCUUUAGAGGAAGAAUCUGGAUGGAUGAGUCUCCCUCCUCUGUCCUCCCCCUUAUUCCCUGCCUGCAGAACUGGACAAACGUGCCAAGGCGGUCUGUCGAUUUGACAAGAAUACGUGUGGAUGGACCAACGACAAUAACAAUGACUGGCGAUGUCGAUGGGCCCUCCAUCGCCAACCUUUACCCCAGCUGACGGUGGGGAGCACCAACUCUGUGGACUAUCCCAUCCUCUGUUUCUCGGCGACCCCUGCGCCUGCUACGCGGUCAGAAGACUCGGGUGCUGAUUCCUGGCUAGCCAUUCCGAGCCAGCAGUCGGCCAGCAGCUCUGUGAUUCGUGCGGCUAGUGAGAUUCAGGCUCGUAUCUGGAGCCCACCGGUGCCUGCUAGUCUCGGUCUACGCUGUCUCAGAUUUGUCUACUUCGCUCACCUCGGGAGUCCGCGAACGGGUUCGCGCUCGCCAAAGCAUUUUGGUCUGACUCUGCUCCAACGUGCUGACGGGUGCAUAUAAUGAGACAGUUCUAACCUAUCCCCUCCAAACCACCUUGUUCCUCCACCCACAAUACCUAUCAGUGGCCACUCUGAGGCCGGCAGAGAGGGCUAGAAGUUAGCGGUUUUGCUUAGAGCGACGUUUAACCGAGCCAGCGAGGUUAACCUCUCUCUCACACAAAACUCCCCGCUCUGUCUCUCGUAGUGCCAUCUCCGCACCCGAAAGCGGUCUGUGGGUUUGAUAAGAACACCUGUGGCUGGAAGAACGAUGCAAACAACUGGCAGCGUCACUGGCGUAUUCGUCGUGAACUGCCUGGUUCGGAGAAUGUUGGUCAUCUGCCCGUACUCUGCCUGUCGGCCAGCCAACUAGAUCAGUCCGCCAAAAAGGAGGAUGAAGAUUCGGACGCCGAAUCCUCUUGGGUGUCAGAUCCGGAUGCAGAAAGCCGUUCUGACGAUGUCUCAGGCGAUGGCACUGUUGACAUUCAGGCGCGACUCUGGAGUCCAACAGUUCGCAGCACGCUGGGUCUCCGUUGUCUUACGUUGGCUUACUCUGUUACACUGGGCAGUGUUGUAUCGGGGAGUAGCAGUCGUGACCGACUGCCCAGCCUUGCACUGCUUCAGCGUCAAGAAGGGUUCGCCAGUACCACAUGCAUUCCUGAUCCUCCUCCCGCUCCUCCUCCUCCUCCUCCUCCUCCACCACCACCACCACCACCACUUUUGACUCAUGAAUACCCAAAAAGUCCGUCAUUUUUAGCUUCGUAA